GAUGCAUGUUCUAUUAUGUUAAUUUUCCCAAUUAAGGUCGAGCUUGCAGGUGUAACAGUGUUGAAACGCAUGGUGUUAGUAAAUGUCUAUGGCGUGGCGUGACAGUACACCCCUCUUCUCCGGGAUAUAUGGAAAUCCUGUUCCGAAAUAAUUAAGCAUCUGCCAGUAAGGCUUGAGAGAGGCACAGCCACAUACAAACAAAACAUCAACUGCGCAACCGUUAGUCCAGCAAACAUUAUUGUGAAUGUGAAUAUGGCCAGAGCUCUCUUCUCUUCAUAAUAUCAACGACAAGUUAUCCAAAUUAAAAAACGUGAUCAUCCUCCUCACGAUGAGUUCUCUCACACAACUCCCAGAACUAAGGGCUACCUUAAGUCCGACCUGCGAGAUCCUAACGGAUCCUAAGGAUCUUAAGUUUGUGGAGCACCUGAAGCGAUGGACAGAUAUUGAUCUGAAAACUCCUGGCGCUAUAGUGCUGCCAAGCUCAGAGGCUGACUGUCAAAAGAUUGUAAGGAGCUAUUGCAUUUAGUCGUCUACCUUGAGUCCUUGCUAACGGGCAACCUAGGUGCAAUGGGCUUCCAAAUACUCUGUUCCUUUCGUAACCAAAAGCGGAGGUCACAGUGAAUGGUCUACUAUUGGCGGCGACGGCAUCAUUAUUGAUUUAAGCCUAUACAAGGGAGUAGAAGUGGACACAAAAUCUAACACAGCGACUCUCAAAGGAAGCAUCCUUUCUAAAGAUGUAGCUGUAGCACUUGCGGAUGCUGGAUUUUUCACAGGUAUAUAUUGACAAUUUCUUUUUUUAGGGAGCGAGGCUGAUUUAUUGCAUCUAGCUCUGGGAAAUGGCAAUACAGUGGGCGCCAUCCCCUACUUUCUUGGCGGAGGAGCCUCGAUUACUUCUUCUAUAACAGGCUUCGGAUCGGACCAAAUCCUCUCGGCGCAUAUGAUAACUGCAAAGGGAGAACUGCUAGAUGUGAACGACAAAACACAUCCAGGUCUUCUCUACGCUAUACGUGGUGCCGGGCAGUUUUUCGGCCUCAUCACGCAGCUUACCAUCAAGCUUCAUUCCUUAAAAGCCCUCGGAAACGAUAAAGGUGUUAUAUGGGCCGGUAGCUUUGUCUUUCCACUGGCUCGUGCCCGGGAAGUGACUUCUGUUAUGGAGGAUUUGAUGAAUGAUAGCCGCUAUGCAACAGCUGGCCUCAUGAUGAUCAUGGCACCACCGCCAGCACGAAACCCAUGUCUAGUCAUCGCGGCUCGCUACACCGGUAACCCCGACGACGCGCCAAAGGCGUAUAAAGUUCUGCAUGACCUUAAGCCAAUCGUUGCUCAUGGUGCUGCGGUACCCAUUCAAAAUGCAAGUGAUGGACGUGAGGCACUUGGUGCCAAGGGAGGUUUCAAACGCUUUGGUGUUGUCGGUCUCCACCGAUUCGACCAAGAAGGUUUUCUGAAAACCAUUGAUAUAUGGACAGAGAUGAUUGCCGAGUGUCCAGAUGCAAUCAAUACCGCGUUCAACUUCCAGUGGGACGCGAGACCCGUCAAGACGCCUGACUUCGAAUCAGCCAUGUGUCUUCAUGACAUCCGUUACUGGCAGUAAGCAAAACAUUUCUGACUCCUUUAUGAUGUUCCAUAAGCUAAUUGAUAUAGGAAUAACUUAAUCUGGCACACAGAUGCUAAGAAUCGCGCCAAGGUCGACGAAUUUAAUGCUAAAUCUAUUACUGCUGUGCGCGGCGACGACGUGGCAAAUUUUGCGGACUUCCAGAACGGUACUAGGGUGGAUCCUAUUGAGCGCAGGUAUAGAGGGGGAGAGAGGCUUGCUCGUCUGAGAGCUUUGAAGAAGGAAUGGGAUCCAACGGGUGUAUUUACAAGUCAAUUACUCUAGUAGCCUAGGUAUGGUUCAAAUCUUACAAAGGAAUUUCGGUAAAAGGUACAAAAUCUUAUGAAUUUCUAAGAUCUACAUUAAGGUUAUUCCUGUCCGUGCAUGAAAAGCAUCUAAGGAGUUGCAAAAUCAACCAAAAUGCUCUAGAUACUUGCAACUAAUUGAUGAGAUUCUCCUUAGAGGCUAUAAUUUGUCUAUGCCUAAAAAAUAAAGUCCAUUUUGGAGCAAAUAGAUCAAGUCCGUUCGUUUCUCACCUACCUAUUUACAAUCGUAGUAGAGCUGAAUUGACGCAUCGCCCACGCCUUGACUACAUAUCAUCAAGAAAACAUACUAGUGUAGGACCUGAUAUAGAAAUAACAUCAAUCGUGACGGGGGCA
Molecule: messenger RNA, 2247 nt
Organism: Sclerotinia trifoliorum
Lineage: Eukaryota; Fungi; Ascomycota; Leotiomycetes; Helotiales; Sclerotiniaceae
Source: the annotation of a GenBank genome assembly